Penicillium canariense is the source of this 1233-nucleotide messenger RNA. Its product is annotated as mannitol-1-phosphate 5-dehydrogenase. Gene Ontology annotation, cellular component: cytosol. Gene Ontology annotation, molecular function: mannitol-1-phosphate 5-dehydrogenase activity. The transcript has a single exon. Gene Ontology annotation, biological process: mannitol catabolic process. NCBI's taxonomy places the organism in Eukaryota, Fungi, Ascomycota, Eurotiomycetes, Eurotiales, Aspergillaceae. The coding region runs from base 1 to 1233 and encodes 410 amino acids. The record is from RefSeq and is a predicted model, not a curated record.
AUGGGAAAGAAGGCGAUUCACUUUGGCGGUGGCAACAUCGGCCGCGGCUUCGUUGCUGAGUUCCUGCAUACUGCGGGUUACGAAGUCGUCUUUGUUGAUGUCAUGGACAGCAUCAUCAACGCCCUGCAGACCACCAAGUCCUACCAAGUCACUGAGGUCAGCGAAGGCGGCGAGUCCACCAAGACCAUCACGAACUACCGCGCCAUCAACUCCAAGACCCACGAGGCCGACGUCAUCCAAGAGAUCUCCACCGCCGACGUCGUCACCUGCGCCGUCGGCCCCAACAUACUCAAGUUCAUCGCCCCCGUCAUCGCCAAGGGCAUCGACAUUCGCUCCACCCCCAAGCCGCUGGCCGUGAUCGCCUGCGAGAACGCCAUCGGCGCCACCGACACCCUGCGCGGCUUCAUCGAGUCGCACACGGACUCCGAGCGUCUCAAGACCAUGGGCGAGCGCGCCCAGUAUGCCAACUCGGCCAUCGACCGUAUUGUCCCGGCCCAGGACCCCAACAGCGGCCUGAACGUGCGCAUCGAGAAGUUCUACGAGUGGGUCGUCGAGAAGACCCCCUUCGGUAGUGUAGGCCACCCGGACAUCCCCGCCAUCCACUGGGUCGACCACCUGGAGCCGUACAUCGAGCGCAAGCUAUUCACCGUCAACACCAGCCAUGCCACGGCCGCCUACUACGGCCGCUACGCCGGCAAGAAGACCAUCGCCGAAGCCAUGCGCGACUCGUAUAUCCGCGGCGUCGUCCGCGACGUGCUAAAGGAGACGGCCUCGCUGAUCGUCGACAAGCACGAGAUCGAGGCGCAAGAGCAGCAGGAGUACGUCGAGACCAUCAUUGCCCGCAUCUCCAACCCGUACCUGGAAGACAGCGUCGAGCGCGUGGGCCGCGCACCGCUGCGCAAGCUCAGUCGCAAGGAGCGCUUCAUCGGGCCUGCCGCACAGCUCGCCGAGCGCGGCAUGAAGUACGAUUCCCUCCUCGGCUCGGUCGAGAUGGCCUUGCGCUUCCAGAACGUCGAUGAAGACGAGGAGAGCUUCGGUCUCGCCAAAAUUCUCAAGGAAAACUCGCCUGCCGACGCGACAGUCCAACUGACCGGCCUGGAGCGCUCGCACCCGCUGUUCUCGGCCGUGGUUAAGGUGGUCGAUCAGGUGCAAUCAGAGGCCAAGUAUGUAGCCCUCCUCCCGGCUCCCCUCGUUGGGGACGCUCGUUCCCACGCUCAACCACGCAUCUGCUAA